AUGGAAAUGCUACUGAAGCAAAACCCCAGAGCCCUGCAAAGAUCCUUGCAGAAAGGGCGAGAGAAUCUUCCAGAUCACCGGCGCAAAGCUGGGAGACGUCACGCCAUCCGCGAGCCCACACCCCCGUGGGCUUAUCGCAGCAGCAGCAAAGGCCCGGAGGGGAACAAGAGCAGCAGUACAUGUCCUGGUCACAAUCUUCUUAACAGUAGCCAGCUGCUACCACCUGACGCCACUGGCACCCUGACGGAUUUGGUAUCUACCCCAGCAGAGGCCCAAGUUUGCUCCUCUGGGUUCGUGGAAACCCCAUUGGACUCCCCAACCGCGGCUAGUUUAUUGAAAAGAUCCAACGGCAGAGUUCCUUCCACCUCUUCUAUCUGCCCGGAUGGCCGUGGGCGCCUGAAAUUUGGGCUGCAAUAUGUGGAAAACCUACAGGAGCUCUGGGUCUUCAUUGAGAGGUGCCAGGGAUUGAGGGUGGGUGGUGGAAAGAGAGGGAAGCCCAAUCCAUACGUGAUGGGCUUCCUGCUCCCUUGGGACCUCAGGAUAAGAAAGACCGCCGUCCAAAAGGCAACGCGGGACCCCGUCUUUCAGGAACAACUCCUAUUUCCAGCGGAGAAGGCUCUGCUCAAGACCAAAAGGCUGAACCUCUCUGUCUGGCACCAGGUUCCCUUUGAGCCCAACCGCUUCCUUGGACAGGUGAAUGUUGACCUGGAAAAGUGGAACUUUGACAAUGGGUGUAUGCUCUGUCUCUCUUCGCCGGGGUCCCGCCUUUGCUCGCUCUACUUUGCCGGCGCCGUAAACGUGGCCACCAGCUUCCUCAUGCACAAGAAGAUCUGGUUUGAUAAGUUCAAGUACGACGAUGCCGAGAGGAGGUCCUACGAACAGAGGAACGGUCCGGUCUGCAGCCCUUCGUGCCCACAGAGUGGGACCAGCACCUCUUCAGCGGGGCCCUCCGGGGACCCGAAUGAGCCAGUGGCCAGGAUUGCAUGUCUGGAGAUGGAGAACCUGAACCUUCGUAACGUGGUUACGGACCUCCAGCUGGCCAUCUGCAGACUGGAAACUCGCCUGAGCAUGCUGGGAAGGACAUCGACCUCUCAUCGGCCAUCCCAGAUGCCCCCCCCCCCACAGCAUGUCACCCCCAUGAAGAAAUUCGAUCCGCUCCCCACCCCUUCGAGGAAAAUGGAGCUGCCCGGGUCUUCGCUUGCACAGCAGGCCGAGCCCUCCACCGCCGCCAAGGAGGACGACGGCAUUGACCUCUUCGGCAGUGAUGACAAGGAGGAAGACCGGGAGGUUGCCAGAGUUCGGGAAGAGCGGCUCCGGCAAUACUCGGAGAAGAAGUCCAAGAAGCCUGGCCUGAUUGCCAAGUCCUCCAUCCUCCUGGACGUCAAGCGCUGGGUUGACGAAACUGACACGCCCAAGAUGGAGGAGUGGGUCCAAACCAUUCAGAUGGACGGUCUGGUCUGGGGAGCCUCCAAGCUGGUCCCGGUGGGCUAUGGGAUCAAGAAACGCCAGAUCCAGCUCGUGGUGGAGGAUGACAAGGUUGGGACAGAUAGACUGGGGGAGGAGAUCACCAAAUUAAAAGACUCUGUGCAAAGUGUUGACAUCGCUGCCUUCAACAAGAUACAACAGCAAACCCUUAUUACACUUUCUGAAGCCUAG
This is a messenger RNA of Euleptes europaea (tarantolino), 1656 nucleotides long. RefSeq lists its product as uncharacterized. Lineage: Eukaryota; Metazoa; Chordata; Lepidosauria; Squamata; Sphaerodactylidae. The record is from RefSeq and is a predicted model, not a curated record. Gene Ontology annotation, cellular component: eukaryotic translation elongation factor 1 complex; cytosol. The coding region runs from base 1 to 1656 and encodes 551 amino acids. Gene Ontology annotation, molecular function: guanyl-nucleotide exchange factor activity; translation elongation factor activity. Gene Ontology annotation, biological process: translational elongation. The transcript is spliced from 5 exons.